Molecule: messenger RNA, 1621 nt
Organism: Durio zibethinus
Lineage: Eukaryota; Viridiplantae; Streptophyta; Magnoliopsida; Malvales; Malvaceae
Biological process (GO): regulation of DNA-templated transcription
Cellular component (GO): nucleus
Molecular function (GO): DNA-binding transcription factor activity, RNA polymerase II-specific; RNA polymerase II cis-regulatory region sequence-specific DNA binding
Source: RefSeq, a predicted model, not a curated record
GUGAACUCAGCCGUUUAGGUUUCUCUUACACAUCCUAUAGCUGUUUUUGCUGUUUCAAGUUCCACUCAUUUCCCAGCCACUGCAUGACUUCACUUUUCCUGUCUUUCAUUGUUUGUCUAACUUGCUUCUUGUUUUAGUCCUACGCAUCCCACCCUUUUUUAGUUUCCUUCUUCUCAUAGUAUUAUUUUAAAAUUAUCUGCGCAACAUGACUUUGUAACAGUUGUAUAACAGCAUUUGUCAGAAGAGGAAAUGAAGGCGUGGCUCACAAGUAUGUUAUAUAUCACCAGACAACAUGAAUAGACUCAGCUGUCACUCUUCCACUCCUUCCUCUUCUUCUCCUCGUUCUUCAAUGGGGAUGGUUUACCCAGACAUGGGUUCUCUUUCCCUUGGUCAAAACUAUGGUAUGGUAGGCUCCAGUGUUUCUUCCUCACAGGAUAGUUAUGCUUGCAAGGGGUCAGAGGUAGAAAAUGAAAGAGUUUAUUGGGGUUUUCAUUUCAUGGGAAAUUGCAAAACAAGGAGCUUUGAGGAAAACCACAGCUCUGAUGUUGUGGAGCGUAAGGGCUCUGAUUGCAGUGAUGGGUUUGGAGAUGAUAAUAGGAACAUUAAUCUCAAUGCCAACUCAAAUGAAGAGAAUCUCAAUCAGAAUGCGGUAAGUGGCAAGGAAACAGAUAGUGGGCAGUCAAAGCUUUGUGCCAGAGGCCACUGGAGGCCUGCAGAAGAUACUAAGCUCAAGGAACUUGUAGCUCUUUAUGGCCCUCAGAACUGGAACCUUAUAGCAGAGAAGUUGGAAGGAAGAUCAGGUAAGAGCUGCCGGCUAAGAUGGUUUAAUCAGUUGGACCCUAGGAUCAAUAGAAGAGCUUUUACUGAAGAAGAAGAAGAGAGGCUAAUGCAAGCUCAUAGGCUUUACGGUAACAAGUGGGCAAUGAUAGCGAGGCUGUUCCCUGGAAGAACUGAUAAUGCAGUCAAGAACCAUUGGCAUGUGAUUAUGGCUAGGAAGUAUAGAGAACAAUCGACUGCUUAUAGGAGGCGGAAGCUGAGUCAAUCUGUGUAUGGAAGGAUGGAAGAAAAUCCAAACUUUGUCUGCACAGAUGCAGCCACAAGAGCAGAACCACACCCAUACUGUCUCAAUAUCCCCAAUAAAGGACUUGGCAUUAUCUCCCAAUAUCAGUUUGGAACCUUCAACGGUGCUGAUGGUGGGGUUAAUGGUAGCUCAAGUAUUUCAUCCCACAUGACCAGUGGGAAAGAAGAAAUCUCAAGCAGCGAGGUCCCUCGUCACAAUGGGUUUUGUGCACAACAGGCACCUUUUGAUUUCUUCCCUGGUCUCAAGAGCAAUGACAUGAUGGGCAUGUUCAGCCAGACCAGAUCUUGGGAUAGGCCCAUUGAUGAACCCCAAAUCUCUGGUUUCUAUCCCCACCACCACCACUCUUCAUACAUGAUGGCAAUGCAACAGUCAGAGUUCCUCAGCUCCCAAAGUCUCACAGAUUCCACUGCAUCAACGGCUCAAGUUUCAGCUAGUGAACCUUCAUCAUCAGUGGCAGGAAGCAGAGCAGCCAGCAGCCACAGCCACUAUAAGACCGUUCCGCCACCAUUCAUAGACUUUCUUGGAGUAGGAGCCACAUGA